Neodiprion virginianus is the source of this 4501-nucleotide messenger RNA. It is a transcript of the gene Shmt, whose product is annotated as serine hydroxymethyltransferase. The record is from RefSeq and is a predicted model, not a curated record. The coding region runs from base 237 to 1814 and encodes 525 amino acids. Gene Ontology annotation, molecular function: cobalt ion binding; serine binding; mRNA 5'-UTR binding. Gene Ontology annotation, biological process: tetrahydrofolate interconversion; folic acid metabolic process; protein homotetramerization. Gene Ontology annotation, cellular component: cytoplasm; nucleus; cytosol. The transcript has 6 exons. NCBI's taxonomy places the organism in Eukaryota, Metazoa, Arthropoda, Insecta, Hymenoptera, Diprionidae.
AGCCGGUUUGUUUUUUUUUAAAUUUAUGCGCAACGCGUACAUAGUUGAUAGAAUUCGGAAUUGGUCCUGCGUAUUAUAACGCGUAGCAUAUAUCCGUGAAGAUAGAUUGUACCGACUUCGCGUGAACUGUCGAAAGGCUGGCUAUUUAGUUAUUUUAAAGGCAAACUUUAUACCCCUGCAGUCAGUUUAUAUUUCCAUACAAUCGUGGGAGUAUCACCGAGCUAAAUACAUAAAAUAUGAUGGCCGGAAAUUGGUAUAGUUUAACCGGAGCGGCGAAGCAAUUGGUUAAAAAUCUGGUGAUAAAAAAGGGCAAUGCAACAAGAAGACCAAGAACUUUGGGUCACUUGGUUACUCGCACUACAUCAUCAUUUCACUACGUUCAACACACGGCAACUGACUGCACUUCAAUGCCGGACAAUAUGUCGAGCACUAUUCACAAAAACUUAUGGGACACGGAUUACGAGCUGUUCGAUUUAAUGAAAAAGGAGAAAAAGCGACAAGAGUGUGGGCUGGAAAUGAUUGCGAGUGAAAAUUUUACCUCUCUUAGCGUACUCCAAUGCCUCGGAUCUUGCCUAGGAAAUAAAUACAGCGAAGGUCUUCCGGGACAGAGAUAUUACGGUGGAAACGAAUUCAUUGAUCAAAUUGAAUUACUUGCUCAAAAACGUGCCUUAGAAGCUUACAAUCUAAAUCCAGAAGAAUGGGGAUGCAAUGUUCAACCGUACUCCGGCAGUCCGGCCAAUUUUGCUGUCUACACUGGUCUGGUUGAACCCCAUGGGCGUAUAAUGGGUCUAGAUCUCCCCGACGGAGGGCAUCUAACACAUGGAUUUUUCACCGAAACCAAGAAAAUCUCUGCAACAUCGAUAUUCUUUGAGUCGAUGCCUUACAAGGUGAAUCCUGAAACAGGAUACAUAGACUACGAUAAACUUGAAGAGACUGCAAGAUUGUUCAAGCCAAAGAUAAUUAUAGCCGGUACAACGUGCUAUAGCAGGUGUUUGGACUACAAACGUUUUAGGGAAAUUGCUGAUCAACAUGGAGCGUAUCUCUUCAGCGAUAUGUCGCAUAUUUCUGGGCUUGUUGCUGCAGGUGUUAUUCCCAGCCCGUUUGAAUACAGCGAUGUUGUUUCUACUACAACUCAUAAGACGCUCAGAGGACCACGUGCCGGUGUAAUUUUCUUCCGGAAAGGCGUUAGAAGUACAAAUAAGAAGGGUGAAAAGAUUUUGUAUGACCUGGAGACCAGAAUAAAUCAGGCUGUGUUUCCCGGCCUGCAAGGUGGCCCACAUAAUCAUCAAAUUGCUGCCAUUGCCACAACAAUGAAGCAGGCUAAGUCUCCCGAGUUCAUUGCUUAUCAAAAACAAGUAUUAGCUAAUGCAAAAAGACUCUCGGACAGUCUUCAAAAACUUGGUUACAAAAUUAGCAGUGGUGGCACCGACGUGCAUCUCAUCUUAGUUGAUCUGAGUACCACUGGUAUCAGCGGAGCCAAAGCUGAGAGGAUACUAGAAGAUAUUGGAAUCGCAUGCAACAAAAAUACAGUUCCUGGGGAUAAAAGUGCAUUAAAUCCAAACGGUAUCAGGCUUGGAACACCGGCUUUGACUACUAGGGGUUUCAAGGAAGCUGAAAUUGAUAAAGCUGUUAAUUUCAUUCAUUCAGGUAUAGAACUGGCUAAAGAAGUCACGGCUAUAUCUGGACUUAAGCUCCCGGAAUUUAAAAGGGUAUUAGAUACUGAUGUGGCAAUAAAGGUAAAGGUCCAAGCACUUCGUACAGAAGUAGAAAAAUUUGCCUCACAAUUCCCCAUGCCAGGUCUGAAAGAGUAUUAAACAUGUGUAUCCAAAAGAGAUACAGCUAGAUAGAUUUCUACUAACAAGAAAGAUCAGUUCGGUGUCCGCCUCCGAUUUAGUUACAACUCAUGUAUAUUUGUAGAACAUUAAAAAAGGUUUCAUUCAUGAAUAGGAACAUUUCAGCAUUGGUUUCAUUCAAACACAUCGUGUACAUCAAGAAAUUACCAUGUUGGGUUUCCAUCUUUGGGUAUCGUUUUCAUCCCUUCAAACCGUUUUUCCGCUGAUAAAAACAAGGUGUGUUUUAGUUUUCAAUGUUCUACAACAUACACGAGUUGCAUCAAAUUCGAAGGGGGAUAUCAAAUUGGUUCCUGGUAAGAUAUAUCAUUUACAAUGAUUAAUACUAAAUGAUAAUAUAAUUGGAAAAUAUUUUCGUUUGAGAAAAGAGCAGGUUGGAAUAUAGAUCUACGUCUUAUAAUUUUAAUAUUGAGUCAUGCUCAAUAUAACGUACAUAAAAAUUUUUCCAUAUUGUAACUCCCGCUCAAUCAUACUAGAAAGACUUACAAUCAAGCAGUGAGCUACUUUUAAAAAAAUCGAGGUUUGCUUUGAUAGAUAUAAUUCCGUAGUUUUCCUAUACAUACAAUAGUGGUCUAAAUUAUAUUUUUAUUUCUUUGUAUAAAAAUCAAAAUCAUUUCCCAAACCUGUGCAGUAACGUAACCUACAAUUAUAAUAUCACCAAUUAUUUUAUAAGAAAUUAACGUUAUUUACCUUCUGUAUCGAUCAUGUAGGACUGGUUUUUUUUUUUUUCUUUUUGGAAUAACAUUUAAGAGUUAAUAUUUUAUAGUUAAAACUUAUGUAUGCAUUAAAAUUGUAAAGGAUUGCGAAGAAGGAAUUGUUUUUAUUGAAAUUGCAUGUAAAUGGCUUACGAGAUAAAAAGUAUUUAAUAUCCGAGCUAAAAAUCCUCGAUAAAAGUCUCAUGUUUAUAUUUUUUAUACUGAAAAAUAAAAUACACAAAUAAAAACCACCUGUUAGUAUUUUACAGUUUUUUAAAGUUAAUAACGAAUUCUGUAUGUGAAAAGAUAGUGGAUUAUCAUUUUGUAUUUUUAUUUUCAAUAUGUUAAGGAUCUAGAAUUUGUUUUUCCUCAAUUAAAUAGAUUAUUAUGCCACUGUCGGAGAUUAAUUUUAAUUCACGUAAUAAAGCAUUAUAGUAUUUCAUACUAAAUAUUAACUGUUGCGUAAUUGAGCUUUUGCUACACGCUAUACUACUGUAAAAUAUAUUUGCUCGUAUCUCUUAACACUGUUUUAACUUACUUUGGAAAGAUUCUCAGCCUGUACAUUGAUUGCUCAAAUGAUGUGUUAUCUAAAAUUUGUUUUACAAAUUACAUAGAUACUUUUUUAAGCAUUUUUCUACUGCGCCCUAAAAUUGUUAAUAUUUCGAUAAACCAGAAGUUAAUACAAACUCGUAAAUAUCGGAUUCAUUUCAAUGCGUAAAUUAAUAUAAUUUUAAAUCCUAUCAUAUGACAGAAACAGCAUCAGCAAUCGAUAGAUCAGAAAAAAGACUAAUUAUUUUCAUGAAGUAAAAGAUUGGAAGUAAAUCGAAAAAGUCGAACAAGUAAAGUGGACCUUGUUCGCAUUAAUAAAAAUCUAUAUACACAAUACCAGUCAAGUAUUCAUAAAAUUACAUGCUAUAUUGAAUAAGAGGCGAGAUGAAAAAAAUUUGCCAUUGAAAGGUAUGUACUGCAAUAAUUAUUACUUUUGUACAUUAUUUAAGUUGACUCAUAGUCUGACAUCUUACAGCUUACUAAAAUUGAUAAUAAUAUACAAUGUCUAAAAUAGUCAAUAUUCUGACGUCGGAUGUGUGAACUAGCCUUGUACUUUGAUUUUGACGUUUCUUUACAUUAUUCGUUAGUAGAUGAAUAUUAUUCAGUUUUGUUACGUGUCUUCACUUUAACUAAUCGCAUGUGGUAUUAGUGCAGUUUAUAUUUUUAAGAAAAAAUUAUUAUGCUAAAUAUUUUUUCCUUUUAUUUCUCACAUUAUUUAGAGUAUACAAAAUAACACUUUAAACCGAUUCGUAUCACUUCCAAAAUGUACACGGUUAUUACUAUAAGUUUUCUUUAGAGCCAGAUUUCAAAAAGGGCACAUUAGAUAUUAUAUGCUUUGCCUCCUGAAUGUGGAAUAUCGAGUUUUAGAAUAACUAUCUCAUUUUAAAUCGCUUAGUUUCGCGUAUUUAUAAGCUAAUUUGUUAGCACACGGUUUAGUAUAAAAAAAACCUAAAAAUCUCACAUGUUUGUCAAUAGAUUAUUAGAAACGUAAACGGCGAAAAAUAAAGUAAAAUAAAGUCAUACAAACUGAAUGGGCAUCGACCAUGAAUUUAUGUUUUUUAUAUAUAUUAUUAUUUUGAAGAAUUGAAAUUUACGCAAAAAUAAAUAAAAUUCUGUACACUGCUUCUACAAUCCAUAUAGGUACAAUGAUGAAUACGUAAGAAUGCAUAUUCAGAUAUAAAUAAAUCUCUAAAUGUAGGCAUUUUACAACCCUUCGAAUGUUCAUCAAUAUGUACCUAUGUAUAUUAUUAUAUAUUUAUAUAUCUUAGAGUGGGUUCUUAUUUGGGGGUCUGAAAUAUUUUCAUUGCAAUGCCCCCCAGACCUGUUCCAAAUCAUAUAAAAAAUUUGUGUAGUUUCAAGCCGUUACAUUACUGAUACACGUGCCUCUGCGAGUUUGGGUUUUCCCAU